AUGGAUGAACCUUCUAAUUUUGCAACAAAUAAACAAACAAAAGAAAAAGGGUUAGAAACAUUAAAAUGUCCAAUGAAUGGACCUGAUUCUAAAUAUGAUAAUCCCCCAUAUAAGACAAUAAGUGUUUAUCAGUGGAAAAGUUUUCUUAGUGAAAAAACUCUUUGUAUGCUUGGGAGAACAAGAGGGGGAGAUUAUAAUUUAUAUGAUACACACAAUUUAUAUGGAUUGGCCGAAACUAUUGUUACUCGAAAAGCUUUGGGUAAAUUCAAAUAA
Molecule: messenger RNA, 273 nt
Organism: Meloidogyne enterolobii
Lineage: Eukaryota; Metazoa; Nematoda; Chromadorea; Rhabditida; Meloidogynidae
Source: the annotation of a GenBank genome assembly